Messenger RNA from Gymnogyps californianus (California condor), 4077 nucleotides. RefSeq names its product synaptotagmin 11 (gene SYT11). NCBI's taxonomy places the organism in Eukaryota, Metazoa, Chordata, Aves, Accipitriformes, Cathartidae. Gene Ontology annotation, cellular component: synapse; membrane; axon. Gene Ontology annotation, biological process: regulation of calcium ion-dependent exocytosis; calcium-ion regulated exocytosis; cellular response to calcium ion. The transcript is spliced from 4 exons. The record is from RefSeq and is a predicted model, not a curated record. The coding region runs from base 31 to 1326 and encodes 431 amino acids. Gene Ontology annotation, molecular function: SNARE binding; phosphatidylserine binding; calcium ion binding.
CAUCCCGGCUGCCCCGGCCUAAGCUGGGCCAUGGCGGAGAUCACCAGUGUCCACCCCGGCUUCGAUGUCUCUCCAGUUGUGGCAGGCCUCAUUGGUGCUACUGUCCUUGUGGUUUCUGUCUCAGUAACAGUUUUUGUGUGGACAUGCUGUCACCAGCAAGCAGAAAAGAAGCACAAAACCCCACCGUAUAAAUUCAUUCACAUGUUGAAAGGCAUCAGUAUCUAUCCGGAGACCUUGAGUAACAAGAAGAAAAUUAACCGAAUCCGGAGAGACAAGAACGGCACUCCUAAGGAGACUGGAAGGGGAAACCUCUUGGUGGAUGCUGCUGAAUCUGGUUUAGUAGGCUCCGAUAAGGCUCCAGAUGGGCCAAAUGCAGCCCCCCACGUCGACCAGCUCCCGAUAAAAGUAGAUUAUGGAGAUGAACUAAGUCCAGAUCAAAGCCUCACUCCGGGAGGAAGUAAAACCUCCUCCCCAUCUUCUCCAGGGGAUGACGUCAUGUUGGGUGAACUGACUUUCUCAGUGGACUACAACUUCCCUAAAAAAGCGCUGGUAGUUACCAUUCAGGAGGCCCACGGGCUGCCAGUGAUGGAUGAGCACACUCAGAGCUCUGACCCUUACAUCAAGAUGACAAUUCUUCCAGAUAAAAGGCAUCGAGUGAAGACUCGUGUACUUCGCAAGACGCUAGACCCAGUCUUUGAUGAAACUUUCACCUUCUAUGGGAUCCCGUACAGCCAGCUCCAGGAUUUGGUGCUUCACUUCCUCGUGUUGAGCUUCGAUCGCUUUUCUCGAGAUGAUGUUAUUGGAGAGGUCAUGGUGCCCCUUGCAGGGGUGGAUCCAAGCACUGGAAAGGUUCAGCUGACCAGGGAGAUCCUCAAAAGGAACAUACAAAAAUGCAUUAGCAGAGGGGAGCUGCAAGUCUCCUUGUCUUACCAGCCUGUGGCGCAGAGAAUGACUGUUGUGGUGCUGAAAGCCAGACACUUGCCAAAGAUGGACAUCACUGGCCUCUCAGGUAGAAAUCCGUACGUUAAGGUGAAUGUUUAUUACGGAAGAAAGCGCAUAGCAAAAAAGAAGACUCACGUGAAGAAGUGCACUUUGAAUCCUGUCUUCAACGAAUCCUUCAUUUACGAUAUCCCUGUCGAUCUCCUUCCUGACAUCAGCAUUGAAUUUCUAGUUAUCGAUUUCGACCGUACCACAAAGAACGAAGUGGUGGGACGGCUGAUUUUGGGAGCGCACAGCAUCACGGCAGGUGGCGUGGAACACUGGCGAGAGGUGUGUGAGAAUCCUAGAAAGCCAGUUGCCAAAUGGCACAGCCUGAGCGAAUACUAGCAGAGGUUGCGGCAGCGACAGCCGACUCGUAGAACAGACUUAAACCUUGUUUUAGCUGUAGAACUAAACUUUCGUAAGAAGCAGCAGCUGAUUGGUUCUCUAGUGAUGUGAUUUUGCAGGGCACUAAAAUUCUAAAGAGCAUUAAAUGCAAAAAAAAAAAAAAGAUACCACGAAUAUAUAUAACAGUGUAAUCACGCUAUUGCAUGCCUAAUACAAACUGAAAUUAGUAUAACUACCAAUAUCAAGUUGCAGAUUUUAAUACAAUUAUCUGUCACUAUGGAAGUUGUGUUUGUGCCGAACUGUCUUUGCUGGUAUUCACCGAGAUUGGCCUGUCUUUAUUAGGCUUCUCCCAAAGUUUCUGAAUUCUGCUGUUUAACCUCUAGUUUCUUGUUAGUUUGCCUGCCCAUUGGUUCUUGCAGUUCUGUUCUUUGCUGGUUCGGGAGUACCAACCGCAUUGCCAUAUAAAGGUGGUUUAGAAUUCUGCACUAGCGCAAAAGGAAAAUACAGGGGAAAAUGGCACUUUCCGUCAGAGAAGAAAUAAUUCUGUCGUCAGGUACUGAAAUACUUGCCGUUGCGAUGUACUUGUUGUGGAGCUCUAAGGUCACAACAUCAGAGACCUGCAUCUAAAAUUCUAACACCAACAAACUGAUCACGUUGCUUUUGCCGCAUGGAAGUUAGCACAGGCGUGAUCUCACAGACUGUCAGAACUGGGGAAACCCGCUCUGUUUCGUUUUAUUUAACCCUGUCUGUGCGUGAAGGGCCCAAGAAAAAACCAAACAACUGACAUGUCAUUGAUUGGUAAGGAAACUCCUGCUGAUUCUUUUAAACAUUAAAUGUGAAAUUCUACGUGAUUGAUAAGUUCUGUUCUAAUGGCAUAACGUAUCUGAGAUAGGAAAAUAUCUGGGGGGAAGAGGUUUCAAGUGAAAAAAUUACAAAUUCAUACUUGAGUCAAUUUGCAUUAUAUAUGAUCUUGUAGUUACCCAAGAGCCAGCUCUCAAAAAAGGAGUAAACACAGGGCAAAGCCUGUCACUACAAAACGUGUCAAACUCUUCAAGAAGUUAAUUUUCAGAGUUUCAAGGCAGCUUGAGUUAGUUACUAAAUUGUGAAUGACUUCUGAGACUUAGGAUAUGCUUACCAUCACCUCUGAAGUGUAAAAACGUUACUGGCCAAGCGUGACCUGUAGCACUUCAGGCUAUUAACCCUGAAUAGUCAGCAGUUUUGAACAGAAGUUCAUAAAGUUCCACAAACAGAAGUUUGGAAGUAGCUGCGUUAGAUCUCAUGGUAAACACACGAGCCUACGAGCUGGUUUUGUACAAGACAGUAGCGUCCUGGUAAGUAACUUGAUUUGGCUUCUUAUUACAUUCAAGCCAGGAAAGAUAUAAGGAUGGUAAUUGGCAGCAAAUAAUUGAUUGUGAACAUUGUGGGUAGACUGAGUGGAAAUAGUUAUAACAGGCUGUAGAAAUUAAAAUUAUUUCUGAACUCUCCAAUGGAAAUACGAAGCAGAAGCGAGCUUGCAAAGAGGCACGUAGAAGACCGCAAAUUUUCAGUAAACAUUUAGUUGCUUCCAGGCAGCCAGUCUGUUCUGUGCCCUGUGGAAUGUAAAUAAUGUAUUAUAAUUAAAAAAUUUUAAGAUCAUUUAACUACUUACGGGACUUGACUACUGAAUUUUAGAGCCCUGUUGGAAAAAUGAUCCUUUCCACCUUCGUCCUAAUGAAAGUAGAAUAAUUGAGCAAGUCUUACUCGGGUUCCUCUCCAGCCGCCAUGUAAAGCAGCAGCUGCUGGAGGGCUCUUCGUGCGAACAGUCAGCGCUCUGUCAGUUGGCAAUACUUUGGCACCUCUUCCUAAGAAAUUAUUUUUGGAAAGCUGAAUUUUCUCACUCAUAGCUAGUUACUCAUUGAAACUUCCCUCCAGGCAGAGUGUCUUUUUAGCAACAGAAGUCGCAUUGAAGCUGAAGCUCUCUAUUUCUCAGCCUUGCAUGGCAGACAGAAGCGUGGACUUCGUUCGUGCUUUAUCGAUCCUGAUUACGAGGAUUUCUGCCUGAGGUUAUAGUAGAUUUUAUCUUUGUCUUAAAUGCUUUCUAACUCAUGCUCUAUUAGUGGUUCACAGCCACAAACCAGAGAACGAGUUCUCCCUUGGAAAUUGGUGUAGAUCUAUUUCAAUCCUAGUUUUUGCACUAAGCAAUUGCGUUGCUGAAGUUUAGCAACUGUCACGACUUUUCCUCGGAACAUGCUUUCCAACACCGCUCCAAACAUCUGAAUAGGACGUACUAACAACAACAACAACAAAGUUCCCUUUUUUCCCUUCGGUGUGAAAAGCAUGCUUAAGCCUAGAUGAUUUAAGAUUCCUUUAGUUGAAAAGGAAAGGUGAACUUCUCGUCAAGGAAACAUGCUCAGGGUAAAUAGAUGUAGGCUAUCGGGCAGAUAGGAGUAGCUCCAACACUCUUCUGGAAUAAUAGGAAACUGAAGAUGUGCAGAUAUAUAUUUUUUAAAACGUAAAAUAGACAGUAAGUGACAGCGGACUCACUGUAAAAUCUCCCAGGUGUGGUUAUUCUUUACCUUGUGUCUUCUAUUGUAAAAUUAACUUGGACAGUUACAACUUUGUGUGAAAAAAAGAAAAAAAAAGGCAAAAAACCUAACUCAACAUGUGUGAAACUGCAUAAUGCUAUAAGCUAAUCUACAUUAUGUAAUGCUAUCUUGUAUGUUGAAUUUGUUAAUGCACAUUGAGCGUGCAAAUAAAAAUUAAAUCACUUUA